Phytophthora infestans T30-4 is the source of this 1419-nucleotide messenger RNA. RefSeq lists its product as uncharacterized. The transcript has a single exon. Lineage: Eukaryota; Oomycota; Peronosporomycetes; Peronosporales; Peronosporaceae. The coding region runs from base 1 to 1386 and encodes 461 amino acids. The record is from RefSeq and is a predicted model, not a curated record.
AUGCACAAUCUGGAUGGAAUUGCUAUUGUGAAUUAUCUCAAGAGCGAGCGUGGCUUUAAGAAAAUUGCAGUCCAUGGCGAAUCCAUCGGCGGUCUAGUGGCCACAUAUCUAGCUCGUAAUUCUCCUCACGUGGACGCUCUUAUAGCAGACCGAACGUUCAGUACAGUGCCAGCAUUAGCCCAACGAAUGAUCGCCAAAUGGGCAGGAACGGUAGUCGACCGGGUCAUGCGCUGGGAGACCGACAAUGUGCAGAAUUAUCUCGAAGUGACUUGUGCCAAGCUCUUGUGUUCGGAUCCGAGCGACGAGAUCAUUUUAGACGGAGCUUCACUCAAGUCUGGGGUGGCCCUAAGCCUUGAAUUGGGAGAUAAGACGUUCAGUCUACGUCGUCAACGUGUAGCAGACGGCACGCCUACGUCGCCUGCGUUAUCCACAAAUGCUGCUCGGACAAUUCGUAGACGAUGUGGUCCUCGCAGUACUCGUCGAGUAAGUGAAGCUGCGAGUCGGCCACAACUUGGACAGCCCUUGACCGAGACGAUGGCAGCUCGCUUUAGUGACGCUGUUCUGUCUGUUGGAAGACGGGCACUGGAAUACACUACACGGCGUGAUAGGGACGCUGGAGAUCGUGAGAAAACACUCGAAGAAGGCGAGAAACCCGCGACUUCAAGCCACGUCACUAUUGCCGUCCAGGAAUCUCAAUUACAAGAUGAAAAUGCUGCAGAUAGCGAGCAGCAUCCGAUGCUUUCUACUGACCCGACAGCUCCCAUUCCUAUCACCACAACGGCAGCCUUUCCUGAUGAAUUGUUAGCAGUUGUUUGGAUGCAACUCGCACGAUUGGAUGGAUACUGCGGCCAGGUGCUUCUUCAGGCUGCAGAGAACGGAGGUUAUGACAAGAUCCGCGCUUGGACAGCUUCGUUAUUGGCGUGGGGCGGUCGUGUAGCUCCCGAGCGGAGAAAUGUGCGUUCGAUUGAGCCUUUCGACCGCAACGGCAUCUUUAUUGUGCCGAUUACGGUCGCAGAGGCUCAUGUGAUGCUGCAGCAUCUUGUAGAGCAGUAUCCGCCUCUCAAGUUCGACUACGAUAUCGGGUUUGUUGUUCUUAUGCUCGAGUAUUUAAAUGACUCGUUGGAGAGACGAUGGCGGCAUCUGGACAGCACCAAGACCAGCGAAACCGCUGCGAAAAGUGAAGCUGCUCCGAGUGACAAGUGCAGCAAGAGCGCUGAUAAAUCGACUGAGCGCGAGGCUGUUCCGUUGGUGAUCAACACAGGUGAUCCCAAACUAGGCUGCCUGUUGCCUCUGCAUUGCGGCCACAAUAAAAACUUCGACGAAACAGAGAAGCAGGCACUGAUAUGCUUCCUCCGUCAUGUAGGCUUCGUGGGACCAGCCAAAUAGAUACAAAUAAAUGCACAAAAGAAGUGGUGGAGC